AUGGGUAAACAAGCAAUGGGAACGAUUGGUUACAAUCAACAAAAGCGAAUCGACUCAAUCAUGUAUCUACUUUGUUAUCCCCAGCGGCCUCUUGUGAAAUCGAGGAUCCACCUCAAAGCAUCGAGUCUGUUUCAGACUAUCGAGUUGAUCAAUUUCGAAAAACUGCCUGCAGGCGCGAAUGGCAUAAUUGCUGUCAUGUCUUAUAGCGGAUACGAUAUCGAAGACGCCUUAGUACUUAACAAAGCAUCCUUAGACAGAGGGUAUGGAAGAUGUCUAGUCUAUAAACACGCUAAAGGAACUGCAAGAAAAUACCCAAACCAAACUUAUGAUAGAUUGAUGGGACCUUCCUUGGAUCCGCUUACCCGCAAACCCAUCUACAAGCAUAGGGUCUUGGAUCAAGAGGGAAUAGUUUUCGCAGGCGCUCGUAUUUAUUCAAAACAAACGAUGAUAAAUAAGCACAUGCCUGUAGUAUCUCAGGAAACUUCAUCGCCUACUGCUCAGCCCACUGCUCCGGGAUCUCGUUCGAUCGAGUACAAAGACGUUUCCAUAACUUACAAGAAUCCUUUGCCUUCUUACGCUGAAAGAGUGCUACUGACUUACAAUGAUGAGGAAGCUCACCUAAUAAAGAUACUUCUCAGGCAGACAAGACGACCCGAGUUGGGCGACAAGUUCUCAUCUAGACAUGGUCAAAAAGGAGUUUGUGGACUCAUUGCAGCGCAGGAAGAUAUGCCUUUCAACGAUUUGGGUAUGGUGCCAGAUAUGAUCAUGAAUCCUCAUGGAUAUCCCUCGCGAAUGACUGUGGGAAAGCUGAUGGAGCUUUUGAGCAGCAAAAAUGCGGUUUUGAGUGGUCGCUACCAUUACGGAACUGCCUUUGGAGGAGAUCAGGUUAUCGAUGUUUGCAAUGAAUUAGCAUCUCAUGGAUACAAUUAUCUGGGCAAGGAUAUGUUAACGAGUGGGAUCACAGGCCAACAAUUAUCCGCAUAUAUCUACUUUGGACCGAUUUAUUACCAAAAAUUGAAGCACAUGGUGCAUGAUAAAAUGCAUGCUAGGGCAAGGGGACCGAGGUAAAU
This is a messenger RNA of Cylicostephanus goldi, 1070 nucleotides long. The record is from the annotation of a GenBank genome assembly. Lineage: Eukaryota; Metazoa; Nematoda; Chromadorea; Rhabditida; Strongylidae.